This is a messenger RNA of Rhododendron vialii, 1517 nucleotides long. Its product is annotated as protein PEP-RELATED DEVELOPMENT ARRESTED 1, chloroplastic. Gene Ontology annotation, cellular component: chloroplast nucleoid. The coding region runs from base 110 to 1303 and encodes 397 amino acids. NCBI's taxonomy places the organism in Eukaryota, Viridiplantae, Streptophyta, Magnoliopsida, Ericales, Ericaceae. The record is from RefSeq and is a predicted model, not a curated record. The transcript has 9 exons. Gene Ontology annotation, biological process: regulation of DNA-templated transcription.
GGCGAUUUUCCUUCAACUUUUUUUUCCGCCCCCCUUUCUCUCUCUACCCAGGGAGAAAACAUUUUGCAGAGGUCAUCUCUCUCUCAUCUUCCAUCCCCAUCCUUCUUCCAUGGCCGCCCUCCUAACACCAACAAUACCCACUUCCAAUCUUCGCCCUUUCCCACCAUUUUACUUCAUCACACCGCCACAACCCUCUUCUCCUACUAACCAUCACCACCACCAGUGGCAACUCAAGCAAUUCAAGAAACAAAAACUGCUGGCCCUAUGUACCAGCUACGAGGUCGGCGGAGGCUACUCCGAUGAAGAACUCAAGUCACGGGGUAAAAGAGUGAGGACGAGGCAAAAAACGGAGCUCCCAAAAUGGGCUCCUUCCCAGUACGAAGCUAUCAUCAAAGGCGGCGAACAGGUCGUCUCUGUUCUUCAAGAGGUCGCCAAGCUUUUGGAAGAUAUGAACAUGGAUGAAGCAUCUGAAAAAUUGGCGGUGGAGUUGGCUGCACAUGGAGUUAUUGGGAAGAGAGUUGAUGAGAUGGAAUCAGGGUUUAUGAUGGCCCUGGAUUACAUGAUUGAACUCGCUGAGAAUGACGAAGAUGAUAAACGCAAGUCACUCUUGGUUGUUAUCAAGGAGACAGUUUUAUCCCACCUGACAAAAAAGUGCCCUCCACAUGUUCAAGUGGUUGGCCUUCUCUGUAGAACUCCCCAGAAAGACAGCAGGCAUGAAUUACUUCGGCGAGUUGCUGCAGGUGGUGGUGUAUUCCAAGGUGAGAAUGGCACGAAGGUUCAUCUUCCAGGAGCAAAUUUAAUUGAUAUAGCCAACCAGGCUGAUGAUAUAUUGGAGACUAUGGAAUCUCGGCCUGUGGUCCCUGAUAGAAAGCUACUCGCAAGGCUUGUUUUAAUCAGAGAGGAGGCUAGGAAUAUGAUGGGAGGUGGAAUGCUAGAUGAAAGAAAUGACCGUGGUUUAACUACACUUCCUGAAUCAGAGGUCAACUUUCUGACCAAGCUUGUGGCUCUGAAGCCAGGGAAAACUGUAGAGGAGAUGAUAAAGAAUGUGAUGCAAGGAAAAGACGAAGGUGCAGACAAUUCCAGCACUGACAAGGAAAAUGCUGCUGAUUUUUCUAGCGGAAUUGCAGGAAGGGGUAGUGUUAGUGGGCGUAAACCAUUACCUGUGCGGCCUGGCAUGUUUCUCGAGACUGUUUCUAAGGUCUUAGGCGGCAUAUAUGCAGGAAAUAUCUCUGGCAUCACAGCUCAGCAUCUUGAAUGGGUUCAUCGGAAGACGCUUCAAAUUCUUCAAGAGAUAGCAUUCUAGUUAUCCUGCGAUGGGUGCUGAAUGCUGCAGUAAGUUCACACACACAAUUUUUCUUGUGAUUCAAGGGCGACAAUUCUUUUGGUAUUUCCAUGUUUCGGAAUGUCAUUACCCUUCCCAUCAAUUGUUACCUGUAUAGAAUUUUAUUAUUUGUAGUCUUGUGCAUGACAAAGCAAAUUCCUAUACCAAAGAAAAAGAGAGAGGUUGUGAUCAUGAA